CUCAGAGAAUUGAUUUCUCCGAUUCUUCCUCCCCUUUGCGACCUUGGCGAUUGUUGCUCUUUAGUUUCCGUCGCCAGCGUCACGAGUCAACUUUGCGAAACAGUACCAAAGCCAACCUUGCUGUGACGCCGGGUCAAGCCCACCCGAACCAGAUCAUUAUCUUUCGGCGACUGGAUCUGUCUGUGUGUCAAUCUAUCAUUGCGCUGGCGACUUGCAAUUUGCAGACAUGGCAAAUCACCACCCUUCUCCGAACAUGGCCACGCAAGCGCAACAUGGGCCCCCUCCUGCCGCUCCUGCGCCUCCAGCACCUCCGGCUCCCUCCCAGGGCCAAGGCUUUGCGCCAUCUCGCCAGGUUCCAUUCGUCACCGAGGCACUAUGGAUGCAAGUUGGGAGCUGCGCCGAAGCUCUUGGCGACCUUGACCAAGCGACGGAAGCCUACGAGAGUGCGCUGCGAGCGAAUCCGCAGUCGAUCCAAGCUAUGAAUGCCAUCAGUUUGAUCCUGCGAACGCGGGAGCAGUUCCAGAAAGCUGUGGAAUACUUACAAGCUAUCCUUAAGAUCGAUGCAUACAACGGCGAAGCAUGGGGCAGCCUUGGACAUUGUUACCUGAUGAUGGACGAGCUCCAACAAGCAUACACCGCUUACCAAAAUGCUCUAGUGAACUUGAGGAACCCCAAGGAGCCCAAGCUUUGGUAUGGCAUCGGGAUUCUAUACGAUCGGUACGGAUCUCUCGACCAUGCAGAGGAGGCAUUCUCCCAGGUCAUGCAGAUGGAUCCCGGCUUUGAGAAGGCGAACGAAAUUUACUUCCGCCUUGGCAUCAUUUACAAACAGCAGCAGAAAUAUGCCCAGAGUCUUGAGUGCUUUAAAUACAUUGUGUCUUCGCCGCCCCAGCCGUUGAGCGAAGAGGACAUCUUGUUCCAGAUCGGGCACGUACACGAGCAGCAAAAAGACUACGACAGUGCGAAGGCGGCCUACCAACGAGUCCUCGAACGGGAUCCGAGCCAUGCCAAGGUCUUGCAGCAGCUUGGCUGGCUCCAUCACCAGCAGAGCAACAGCUUCCAGAGCCAGGAGCGGGCCAUCGAGUAUCUUGAAAAGUCAGUCGCUGCUGACCAGAACGAUGCUCAGAGCUGGUAUCUCCUGGGCCGAUGCUACAUGUCGCAACAGAAAUACCCAAAGGCGUAUGAAGCAUACCAACAGGCCGUGUACCGAGACGGUCGGAACCCCACGUUCUGGUGCUCAAUCGGAGUCCUCUACUACCAGAUCAACCAGUACAGGGACGCACUCGACGCCUAUUCCCGUGCUAUUCGGCUUAACCCGUUCAUCUCGGAGGUUUGGUAUGACCUCGGCACUUUGUACGAGUCUUGCAACAACCAGAUCAGCGAUGCGCUCGAUGCAUACCAACGCGCUGCGGAGCUGGAUCCAAACAAUCCGCAUAUCAAGGCCCGAUUGCAGCUGCUGCGUAAUGGCGGCACCAACGGAGGACACCCCCCGUCCGCGCCUCAGCCUGCGGACGUUCAUCCCGCAUCUUACCAGGUCGGGCCUCCAGCACCUCAGUGGGCGGGUUCCGGCCCCCAACAGGCGCCCCCGCCGCAGCCGCCUCCCCCCGCCGGCGGUCCCGGCGCACAUGCUUGGGGACGCUUGGCCGAUAUCAACCCACCCCCUCAGCCGGGUAACCCUUUCGACCAGCAGCGGGGCGGCGAGCAGUUCCGCGGACCAGCUCCUCCACUGCCACGGCAGCCGAGCCCUCGCCCGGACCAGCACGGGCGUCCCCCUUUCCCCGCCGAGGGUAACCGACCAGGUUCAAUCCGCCGGGGCCCCAGUCCUCCUCCCGCGGGCCCUUAUCCGGCUGGUCCCCCCCCUCCUCCCCCUCCUCCCCAGUCCCACCAGGCUCCGACCUCGCAGCCGCGUAUCCCGAAUCCCAAUUACCAGCCCGCGCCAUCGUCCGCCCAGAUGCCCUCGAUGAACGCUGGCCCCAACGGCGGCCCCCUUAGCCAGCCUCCUCCGUUCCGGGCGACAAACAGUCCGCGGCCUGGGGAAAGGCCGGUGCAUGAUAAUCGGAUGCCGUCUCCCAAAUCGGCAUAUCCUCAGCACCAGGCCCCGCGGCCAUCUGUUUGGAAUCCUAUUCCUCCACCCGAGAGACCGGUGCCCGCUCCCGUUGAAGGUCCGCCGCAGCCGCCGCCGCCGCCAGCGGCUCACCCCGCCGAACCGACAGCAUUGGCACGAGGGGACCAUGAGCGUCCAGCGUCGGUUGGACCCAAACGGAUGCGCGAGUGGGAGGCAGAAUCCGCCCAUAAGCGACCUGCCAGCGAUGAAAACAGGGCGAGACUGGAUGACGUACGUCCUCGUAGACCGUCGACCCCGCCCCGCGAGCCCUAUCGACGCAAUUCGGCUGAGGCGCACCGCUUCGAGGAGUCGCGCCGAAUGGAAGACCAGCGUCGGGCGGAGGAUCAGAGGCGGGCGGACGACAUGCGAAGGGCCGAGGAAAUGCGGCCUCAGGGACCCAGCGACGGCUACCACCCUUCUGAAGCUGCCCAUCAUCCACCCGGACCGGGCGCGUCGGCGAAUCACCUUCCGCCCAUGCAGCAAUCUGCCGCUCCCAUGCAGGGUAUGCUUCAUGAGGCUGCCCCCGCGCCUGCAGCCGUCACAGGACCCGGGCCUGGCCCUGGACCGGCACCCAAGGAGUUUCCGUCCGAGGAGCGACCGGCCGACCACGGCGCUGCGACUCGCGCUCCCCUUGCCAACGAGCCCGAGCGGGCGGCCCGCAAGAUGGAUGUGGACGAAGACUAUGAUGACAGCGGUGAGGAUGAGAAGAAGACAGUUACGACUAAUGGGUCUAUGCCUGGACCGGCAUCUGCCGAUACGAAGCCGCCCACGGGCACCAGUCACAACAAUAUUGUUGGGGGACCAACUCCCAAAGUCGAGUCGGCAUAGGAAAAUGGGACGUGCUCUUGACGUACGAGGUUUCUUUUGUCUUUUUAUCUUUGACUCUGCUUUCGCUUGCUUCCGUUGACCUGUAUACCACUUCUCU
Messenger RNA from Sodiomyces alkalinus F11, 3026 nucleotides. RefSeq names its product TPR-like protein. Gene Ontology annotation, biological process: regulation of gene expression. Gene Ontology annotation, molecular function: RNA polymerase II cis-regulatory region sequence-specific DNA binding; protein binding; chromatin DNA binding. Lineage: Eukaryota; Fungi; Ascomycota; Sordariomycetes; Glomerellales; Plectosphaerellaceae. The record is from RefSeq and is a predicted model, not a curated record. Bases 227 to 2929 code for a protein of 900 amino acids. The transcript has 7 exons.